Panicum virgatum (switchgrass) is the source of this 1538-nucleotide messenger RNA. RefSeq names its product fasciclin-like arabinogalactan protein 1. The transcript has a single exon. The record is from RefSeq and is a predicted model, not a curated record. The coding region runs from base 51 to 1409 and encodes 452 amino acids. Gene Ontology annotation, cellular component: plasma membrane. NCBI's taxonomy places the organism in Eukaryota, Viridiplantae, Streptophyta, Magnoliopsida, Poales, Poaceae.
CAAAUACCCACUCAGGAACGCAAGAAACCUUCCCUGUUCCCCAAAGCACAAUGCGUCUCGCCGGAGUCGCCUCCGCCUCCGCCGUCCUCCUCCCUCUUCUCCUCGUUCUCGCCACGUCCCCGUCGUGCCAUGGCGCCUCAAGCCACAAUAUCACGGACAUCCUCGCGGCCCACCCGAACUUCACCGAGUUCAGCGCCGCCCUGACAAGCACCGGCGCCGCGGCGGAGAUCGACCGCCGCACUACCCUCACCGUCCUCGCCGUCGACAACGCCGUGAUGGCGCAGCUCAAGGCGCAGCAACUCCAGGCGAAGGACCUCGAGCACGUGAUCUACCUCCACGUCCUCUUGGACUACUUCGACGCCGCCAAGCUCGCUAGCAUCCGAGGCGGUUUCGCUGAGGAAACUAGCCUCUACCAGGCCACCGGCAAGGCGCAGGCAAAAGAAGGAAUGGUGAGCGUCACCGUGAUCCGUGGCGGGCGGGCGGCGUUCGCCCUUUCCGGUCCCUCGAACGCGCCGCCAGCCGCGCUCUACCUGAAAUCCAUCAAGGAAGCGCCCUACGACAUCGCCGUCCUGCAGGUGAGCGCCCCGAUCUGGUCUCCAGCGCCGGUGCCACCGCCGGCGGCGCCGCCGCCCGACGCGGCGCCGAGAUUAGCGGAUCUCCUGUCCAAGAACGGGUGCGGGGGCUUCGCCGGCCUCCUUGCCGCGUCGGAUGUUGCGGCCGCGACGUUCGAGCGCAGCGCCGGCGGGCUUACCGUCUUCUGCCCGGCCGACAAGGCGGUGUCGGCCUUCCUCCCCACCUUCAAGAACCUCAGCGCCGAGGACCAACUCGGGCUCCUGCUGUACCACGGCGUGCCGGCGCACUACUCCGCGCAGUCUCUCAAAGCGAUCAAUGGCGACGUGAACACGCUUGCCACUGACGGAUCCAAGGGCUACAAGUACAACCUCACCGUCCAUGCCGACGGGGACACGGUGAAACUGUCGUCGGCGUCCCCGAGCGCCGCCAAGGUGACCAAGACUCUGGUAGACAAGGCGCCCCUCGCCGUCUACCUCACCGACGCCGUGAUGCUGCCAAGGGAUCUGUUCGGCCAGGGCCGCACCGCGCCCGCUCCUGCGCCGGCCUCGUCGCCUGAACAUCCACCUCCAACUGCCAGUGCGCCGGCCUCGCCGCCUGCACAUGCACAUACUGCACCGCCAGCCCUGGCGCCGGUCGUGGCGCCGGCGAUUCCACCCACGCCCAGGCGACGCCCGGCGCCGUCACCAGAGGACACCCCUGCGGCUUCGCCGGACGCCGACGACAGACAGCCGCCUGCAGAUCAGAAGAACAACGGAGCGAGGGACGCGGCGACUUGGAGUCUUGGCAUGGUACUGGCCGCCGUAGUGCCGGUGAUCGUGCUGCUGCUGCUAUGGUGAAGGGUUAUGCAGAUUAGAUUUUAUCGAUUUGGGGUUCCCGUGACUAAUCAUGUCGCUUACCAGUGGAAACAAUGUUUUAUGGGCAUGUAUUGGCCAGAAUAAUAUGAACCUGAUUAUUGUGCCUGGUUA